Messenger RNA from Salvia hispanica, 1231 nucleotides. RefSeq names its product CLP protease proteolytic subunit 3 (gene CLPP3). Gene Ontology annotation, molecular function: ATPase binding; serine-type endopeptidase activity; ATP-dependent peptidase activity. Lineage: Eukaryota; Viridiplantae; Streptophyta; Magnoliopsida; Lamiales; Lamiaceae. Gene Ontology annotation, biological process: protein quality control for misfolded or incompletely synthesized proteins. The record is from RefSeq and is a predicted model, not a curated record. Gene Ontology annotation, cellular component: endopeptidase Clp complex.
ACCCAAUCUCAUUUUCUCUGCCGAAGAAUUUGAGCGGAAAACGCCACAGAGAGAGAGAGAGAUAUGGAGCUGGGUUGUCUAACAUUCGCCGCAGCCUCAUCCACAGCCUCCUUCCUGCGCCGCCACCCUCCAACUUUCCUGCAACCCCACGAUAGAUGCCACCACUUACUUCGCCUAAGCGCCGCCAACGUUAGUAGCAGUAGCCAAAACACCGAUAGCGGCAGAGGAAAUCUCUCCGCCAAAGCGUCGAAACAGAGCAUAUCGAGCCAGUGGGACGUGUCUAAUUAUGCAGCUCCGUCAUGGCUGCCGCGAUUCGAAGAGCUUGACACCACCAACAUGCUCCUGCGCCAGCGAAUUAUCUUCCUAGGCUCCCAGAUAGAUGAUGUGACCGCAGACUUCGUCAUAAGUCAGCUGUUGCUGCUAGAUUCCGAAGAUCAGAAGAAGGAUAUCAGAAUGUUUAUUAAUUCACCAGGUGGCUCUGUUACUGCUGGAAUGGGUAUAUACGAUGCCAUGAAAUUGUGCAAGGCAGAUGUAUCUACCAUUUGCAUGGGUCUUGCCGCAUCCAUGGGGGCUUUCCUCCUGGCCUCUGGUACUAAAGGAAAGAGGUUCUGCAUGCCAAAUGCUAGAGUGAUGAUCCAUCAGCCUCUUGGAACAUCUGGUGGAAAAGCUACGGAGAUGAGCAUACGCAUCAGAGAAAUGUCUUAUCACAAAGUGAAGCUGAACAAGAUAUUAUCACGAGUCACAGGGAAGCCUGAAUCACAGAUUGAGAUAGAUACAGACCGUGAUAACUUUAUGAGCGCCUGGGAGGCUAAGGAAUACGGGCUGGUGGAUGAAGUCGUGGAUGAUGGCAAGCCUGGCCUUGUGGCACCAACUGGAGAUACUUCGCCCCCUCCCAAAACCCGAGUUUGGGAUCAAUGGAAAGUCGAAGGCAGUAAAAAAGCUAAGAAGAAUUUACCCUCUGAGGAAAGGCUGCUGCAAAACGGAGUCGCUGUUGGUGAAUGAAGUACCAAUAAUUCAGUGAUAAAGGAUCGACGGCCUGAAAGAGAGUUUAGAUGCUCUUCACGUCAGUACUCGUCUCAUGUUAUGGAUUGCAACGUAUGCCGAAUCAAAUAGAAAUAUCACAUUUUUACUGUUUGUAAUUAGACAAAUUUAUCAGAAAUUGGUGAAGAUUGUAACAUGGAAACUGAGUUAGACAGUAUGUUCAAAUCUGAUCCCAUGGAUUUUGAUGAUU